AUGGAGGCGCGCGGGGAGCUGGGCCCCAGCCGGGAGUCGGCGGGUGGCGACCUGCUGCUGGCGCUGCUGGCACGGAGGGAGGACCUGCGCCGAGAGAUCCCUCUGUGCGCUGGCUGUGACCAGCAUAUCCUGGAUCGCUUCAUCCUCAAGGCCCUGGACCGCCACUGGCACAGCAAGUGUCUCAAGUGCAGCGACUGCCACACACCACUGGCUGAGCGCUGCUUCAGCCGCGGGGAGAGCGUGUACUGCAAGGACGACUUCUUCAAGCGCUUCGGGACCAAGUGCGCCGCGUGCCAGCUGGGCAUCCCGCCCACGCAGGUGGUGCGCCGCGCCCAGGACUUCGUGUACCACCUGCACUGCUUCGCCUGCGUGGUGUGCAAGCGGCAGCUGGCCACGGGCGACGAAUUCUACCUCAUGGAGGACAGCCGGCUCGUGUGCAAGGCGGACUACGAGGCAGCCAAGCAGCGAGAGGCCGAGGCCACGGCCAAGCGGCCGCGAACGACCAUCACGGCCAAGCAGCUGGAGACGCUCAAGAGCGCCUACAACACGUCGCCCAAGCCGGCGCGCCACGUGCGGGAGCAGCUGUCGUCGGAGACGGGCCUGGACAUGCGCGUCGUGCAGGUGUGGUUCCAGAACCGCCGGGCCAAGGAAAAGAGGCUCAAGAAAGACGCCGGCCGGCAGCGAUGGGGCCAGUAUUUCCGCAGCAUGAAGCGCGCCCGCGGCGCCCCCAAGUCGGACAAGGACAGCGUCCAGGAGGAGGGGCCGGACAGCGACGCUGAGGUCUCCUUCACGGAAGAGCCAGCCAUGGCCGAGAUGGGCCCCGCCAACGGCCUCUACAACAGCCUGGUGGAGCCCACCCCAGCCUUGGGCCGGCCCUCAGGAGCCCCCGGCAGCUUCCCACUGGAGCACAGAGGCCUGGCUGGCCCAGGCCCGGAGCAGUUCCGGGAGCUGCGCCCCGGCAGCCCCUACGCUGUCCCUCCUUCCCCUGCGGCCCUGCAGAGCCUCCCGGGCCCCCAGCCCCUCCUCUCCAGCCUGGUGUACCCCGAUGCUGGCCUGGGCCUCGUACCCACGGGGGCCCCAGGGGGACCCCCGCCCAUGCGAGUGCUGGCUGGGAACGGACCCAGCUCUGACCUGUCCACGGGGAGCAGUGGGGGCUACCCCGACUUCCCCGCCAGCCCCGCCUCCUGGCUGGAUGAGGUGGACCACGCCCAGUUCUGACCGAGGCCCCCAGCUCCACUGAGCACCGGACUUGAAGGAGGGGUGGGGGGGGGGGUGUCCUGGCGCUGCGCCCUCCUUUCCUGGAGCCUGGACCUCGAGUCGUGGGGUGCCGCCACGGGUGCCACUGGGGACAGGAUGAAGAUGAGCCAGCGGAGGGAGCACCCUGCCUGCACCCCCACUCUCAAGCAGGACUGUCUGCCCCUCCUCCUCCGACCAGGGCUGGCCCACUGUGGGCGCCCAGAAGCCGGCUCUGUACGCAGACUUCUCCCUUUAUGGACCAACCAACCUAAGGUGUGGGCUGAUUCUAGACAUGAGGGCUCCCACUAGGCCCUCCUGGGCCUCUCCCUGGCCCAGCCCGGCGGGCAGAUGCGUUCAUUCCCCAAACUGGAAAAUCCUGCUGGUCCUGCUUUCACUCCCAGGCCCUUCUCUCUGAGCCCACGUUAGGACAGGGACUGGCCUCACCUUUCUGGGCUGAAGGUGGCAGUGGGGGGAGGGCACCUCUGUGUCCUUUCGGCUCCCUCUGGGGACCUCCCUCCACCAAGCCCCUUUCCCCAGGAGCCCAUCACCCCCUGCCCUAGGUUCCUCCGUUCUCACUGGACUCCACUCCCCCCUGGAGUUGACAACUCCCUGGGGGGCCCUGGUCGGCCCAGCCCUCUGUCCGGGGGAGCUCCCUCCCCGCC
This is a messenger RNA of Myotis daubentonii (Daubenton's bat), 1898 nucleotides long. It is a transcript of the gene LHX3, whose product is annotated as LIM homeobox 3. Lineage: Eukaryota; Metazoa; Chordata; Mammalia; Chiroptera; Vespertilionidae. Gene Ontology annotation, molecular function: RNA polymerase II transcription regulatory region sequence-specific DNA binding; zinc ion binding; DNA-binding transcription factor activity, RNA polymerase II-specific. Gene Ontology annotation, biological process: regulation of transcription by RNA polymerase II; neuron differentiation. Gene Ontology annotation, cellular component: nucleus. The record is from RefSeq and is a predicted model, not a curated record.